This is a messenger RNA of Anopheles nili, 608 nucleotides long. RefSeq names its product putative cyclin-dependent serine/threonine-protein kinase DDB_G0272797/DDB_G0274007. The transcript is spliced from 2 exons. Lineage: Eukaryota; Metazoa; Arthropoda; Insecta; Diptera; Culicidae. The coding region runs from base 1 to 486 and encodes 161 amino acids. The record is from RefSeq and is a predicted model, not a curated record.
AUGGACGCGAUGGCAUCGUUUCAGUCGCCGUUCGGCAGCAACCUAGGCAAUCUUCUGCAGCAACAACAGCAGCAGCAGCAGCAACAGCAAACGCAACAACAGCAGCAGCACCUCUUGCAACAGCAACAACAACAGCAGCAGCAGCAACAGCACCAUCACCAGCAACAACACCAUUUGCAACAGCAACAACAACACCACCAGCAACAAGCGACCAUGAUGAGCAACUCGGCGCUAAUGCAGCAUCAACAGCAGCAACACCAGCAGCAGCAACAACAACACCUUCACCAUCAGCAGCAACAGCAGCAACUUCAGCAACAGCAACUCCAGCAGCAGCAGCAGCAGCAGCAACAUCAACACCAGCAGCAGUCGUCCGGUUCGGGAAGUGGCCAACAUCACCACGGUCUAGCAGCAGCCCAGAGUGCGGCCAUGAUGUCGCAACGCAAUCCUUUCGGAUUCGAUUUUAAUCACUUCCAAAGCAACUACUAGGCCGCUCCGGUGCCGCCUGCAGCUGCUGGCAAAGGGAAAGCGCCUCUAAAAAACGGCUUUUGGCGAUAUUUUCCCGUGCGUUGUCCUCCUCAGGCAGUCCCAGGCAGCAAGCACAGAUCGCC